Medioppia subpectinata is the source of this 216-nucleotide messenger RNA. The record is from the annotation of a GenBank genome assembly. NCBI's taxonomy places the organism in Eukaryota, Metazoa, Arthropoda, Arachnida, Sarcoptiformes, Oppiidae.
GUGAUGUUUCGGAACCAAUACGACAAUGACGUGACGACGUGGUCACCUCAGGGACGUCUCCAUCAGGUGGAGUACGCGAUGGAAGCUGUGAAACAGGGCUCCGCCACCGUUGGCCUCAAGAAUAAGGACUCGUUUGCUGUGCUUUUGGCGCUGAAGAGAAGCACUUCUGAAUUGAGUGCUCACCAGAAGAAGAUCACUCCACUCGACUCACACGUA